Hippopotamus amphibius kiboko is the source of this 4943-nucleotide messenger RNA. It is a transcript of the gene PTPRO, whose product is annotated as protein tyrosine phosphatase receptor type O. Lineage: Eukaryota; Metazoa; Chordata; Mammalia; Artiodactyla; Hippopotamidae. The record is from RefSeq and is a predicted model, not a curated record. Gene Ontology annotation, cellular component: glutamatergic synapse; GABA-ergic synapse; plasma membrane. The transcript is spliced from 26 exons. Bases 165 to 3731 code for a protein of 1188 amino acids. Gene Ontology annotation, biological process: peptidyl-tyrosine dephosphorylation involved in inactivation of protein kinase activity; negative regulation of canonical Wnt signaling pathway; regulation of glomerular filtration. Gene Ontology annotation, molecular function: protein tyrosine phosphatase activity; Wnt-protein binding; cadherin binding.
AGGAGGAAAGGGAGCAGGCGCAGGGGGACUGGAAAGGCAGCAUGCGCCCGCCGGGAGCAGCCUCGGCGCCCAAGGUCUGAGGCUGCAGCCCCAGUUCGCCAUUGUGAGCCGCCGGGGGAGCCAGGCGGCGCCACGGUCCCCCCAGGGUGCCCGUCCACGCAGCGAUGGGGCACCUGCCCACGAGGACGCGCGGCGGCCGCCGCCUCCUGUCUCUGCUCUGGCUCUUUGUGCUGCUUAAGAAUGCUACAACGUUCCAUGUAACUGUCCGUGAUGAUAAUAGCAUCACUGUCUCUUUAGAAGCUUCAGAUGUCAUGAGUCCAUCAUCUGUGUAUGUUGUGAAGAUAACUGGUGAAUCAAAAAAUUACUUCUUUGAGUUUGAGGAAUUCAACACUACUUUGCCUCCUCCCGUUAUCUUUAAGGCCAAUUAUCACGGCCUGUAUUAUAUAAUCACUUUGGUAGUGGUCAAUGGAAAUGUGGUUACCAAGCCAUCCAGAUCAAUCACUGUGUUAACAAAACCUCUUCCUGUAACCAGUGUUUCAAUAUAUGACUAUAAACCUUCUCCUGAAACAGGAGUCCUGUUUGAAAUUCAUUAUCCAGAGAAAUAUAAUGUUUUCACAAGAGUAAACAUAAGCUAUUGGGAAGGUAAAGACUUCCGGACAAUGCUAUAUAAAGAUUUCUUUAAGGGAAAAACAGUAUUUAAUCACUGGCUGCCAGGAAUAUGUUAUAGUAAUAUCACCUUUCAGCUGGUAUCUGAGGCAACUUUUAAUAAAAGCACUCUCGUGGAAUACAGUGGUGUCAAUCAUGAACCCAAACAGCACAGAACUGCCCCUUAUCCACCUCGAAAUAUCUCAGUUCGUAUAGUAAACUUGAACAAAAACAACUGGGAAGAGCAGAGUGGCAGUUUCCCAGAGGAAUCGUUCAUGAGAUCACAAGAUACAAUGGGAAAAGACAAAUUCUUCCAUUUUACAGAAGACACUCCUGAAAUUCCGUCUGGCAACAUUUCUUCUGGUUGGCCUGAUUUUAACAGCAGUGACUAUGAAACAACAUCCCAGCCAUAUUGGUGGGACAGUUCAUCUGCAGCUCCUGAGAGUGAGGAAGAAUUUGUUGGUGUUCUUCCCAUGGAAUACGACAAUAACAAUACACUCAGUGAGACCGAGAAAUCGACGUCCAGCUCUUUCUCUUUUUUCCCUGUCCAAAUGAUACUCAGCUGGUUACCACCAAAACCACCCACUGCCUUUGAUGGGUUCCACAUCCACAUAGAAAGAGAAGAAAACUUUACUGAAUAUUUGACAGUGGAUGAAGAAGCACAUGAAUUUGUGGCAGAACUGAAGGAGCCCGGGAAAUAUAAGUUAUCUGUGACAACCUUUAGUUCCUCAGGAUCUUGUGAUACUCGAAACAGUCAGUCAGCAAAAUCACUCAGUUUUUAUAUCAGUCCUUCAGGAGAGUGGAUUGAAGAACUCACAGAAAAGCCCCAGCACGUGAGUGUCCACGUUCUAAGCUCAACCACUGCCUUGAUGUCCUGGACGUCUUCCCAAGAGAACUACAAUGGCACCAUCGUGUCUGUGGUAUCACUCACCUGCCAGAAACAAAAGGAGAGCCAGAGGCUAGAAAAGCAGUACUGCACUCAGGUGAACUCAAGCAAAUCUAUUAUUGAAAAUCUGGUUCCUGGUGCCCAGUACCAGGUUGUGAUGUACCUAAGAAAAGGUCCUUUGAUUGGACCACCUUCAGAUCCUGUGACAUUUGCUAUUGUUCCAACUGGAAUAAAGGAUUUAAUGCUCUAUCCCUUGGGUCCUACAGCAGUGGUUUUGAGCUGGACCAGACCUUACUUAGGAGUGUUCAGAAAAUAUGUGGUUGAAAUGUUUUAUUUCAACCCUACAACAAUGACAUCAGAAUGGACAACCUACUAUGAAAUAGCAGCGACUGUCUCCUUAACUGCAUCAGUGAGGAUAGCUAAUCUGUUGCCAGCAUGGUACUACAACUUUCGAGUUACCAUGGUAACAUGGGGAGACCCGGAACUGAGCUGCUGUGACAGUUCCACUAUAAGCUUCAUAACAGCCCCAGUUGCUCCAGAGAUCACUUCUGUGGAAUAUUUCAACAGCCUGUUAUAUAUCAGUUGGAUAUACGGGGAUGACACUACUGACCUCUCCCAUUCUAGAAUGCUCCACUGGAUGAUCGUUGCAGAAGGAAAGAAGAAAAUUAAAAAGAGCGUAACACGCAAUGUCAUGACCGCAAUUCUCAGCCUGCCUCCGGGAGAUAUCUACAAUCUCUCCGUAACUGCUUGCACUGAAAGAGGAAGUAAUACCUCUAUGCUCCGCCUUGUCAAGCUAGAACCAGCUCCUCCAAAAUCACUCUUUGCAGUGAAUAAAACCCAGACCUCGGUGACUUUGCUGUGGGUGGAAGAGGGAGUAGCUGAUUUCUUCGAAGUUUUCUGUCAACAAGUUGGCUCCAGUCAGGAAACAAAAUUCCAGGAACCAAUUUCUGUUUCUUCUCAUGUCGUGACCAUCUCCAGCCUCCUUCCUGCCACUGCUUACAACUGUAGUGUCACCAGCUUUAGCCAUGACAGCCCCAGUGUCCCUACGUUCAUAGCGGUCUCGACAAUGGUUACAGAGAUGAAUCCCAAUGUGGUAGUCAUCUCCAUGCUGGCCAUCCUUAGCACACUGUUAAUCGGACUUCUGCUCAUCACCCUCAUCAUUCUUAGGAAGAAGCAUCUGCAGAUGGCCAGGGAGUGUGGAGCAGGAACUUUUGUCAAUUUUGCAUCCUUAGAGCGGGAUGGAAAGCUUCCAUACAACUGGAGCAAAAAUGGUUUAAAGAAGAGGAAACUGACUAACCCGGUGCAACUAGAUGACUUUGAUGCCUACAUCAAGGAUAUGGCCAAAGACUCUGACUAUAAAUUUUCUCUUCAAUUUGAGGAGUUGAAGUUGAUUGGACUGGAUAUUCCACACUUUGCUGCAGACCUUCCACUGAACCGAUGUAAAAAUCGCUACACGAACAUCCUACCAUAUGACUUUAGCCGAGUGAGAUUAAUCUCCAUGAAUGAAGAGGAAGGCGCAGACUACAUCAAUGCCAACUACAUUCCUGGAUACAAUGCACCGCAGGAGUAUAUUGCCACACAGGGGCCGCUGCCUGAAACCAGAAAUGACUUUUGGAAGAUGGUCCUACAACAGAAGUCUCAGAUUAUUGCCAUGCUCACUCAGUGUAAUGAGAAAAGGAGGGUGAAAUGUGACCACUACUGGCCAUUCUCCGAAGAACCCGUAGCUUACGGAGACAUCACAGUGGAGAUGAUGUCAGAGGAAGAGCAGGACGACUGGGCCUGUAGACACUUCCGGAUCAACUACGCUGACGAGAUGCAGGAUGUGAUGCAUUUUAACUACACCGCGUGGCCUGAUCACGGAGUGCCCACAGCCAACGCUGCAGAAAGCAUCCUGCAGUUUGUACACAUGGUCCGACAGCAAGCUACGAAGAGUAAAGGCCCCAUGAUCGUGCACUGCAGUGCUGGAGUCGGUCGGACAGGAACGUUCAUUGCCCUGGACAGGCUCUUGCAGCACAUUCGGGAUCAUGAGUUUGUCGACAUCCUAGGGCUGGUGUCAGAAAUGCGGUCAUACAGAAUGUCCAUGGUACAGACCGAGGAGCAGUACAUCUUUAUCCAUCAAUGUGUCCAACUCAUGUGGAUGAAGAAGAAGCAGCAGUUCUGCAUCAGUGAUGUCAUCUAUGAGAAUGUCAGCAAGUCCUAGUUCAGAAUCCAGACCAGACAGGACAUGAUGUGAACCCACCCUCCUUUGCUUCCAGAGUUUUUUUGGGGGGGCCUACUAGCCAUUUGCUAUAAAGAGCCCUGCUUUGUAGCAUGUGGCCAAGGAGAUAAUUUAUCUCGUAGAAGCACCGGGAAGACUUAGCCUUAAAGAGCCUACAGUGUCUUUUGGACUCUUUCACUUCUGGAUGUUCAAUAAAGGACCAAAUUCAACCAGACACCGGGAAGGUCCAGACGCUCUGCAAAGGGCAGGAAGCACAACACUUCCGAAGAGUUUCACUGGCCCUUUGCUGGUUGGGCUGAGGUUUUUGUUGUUGUUUUUAAGUGCAAUAAUUUUUGUACAUGUGUGAUUUUAUCAAAACGUUGAAUUGUUUUCUGCCCGCACUAUUGAUCAAGCUCAUAGCCCAAGAAGGAACAGGCAUUGUCAGCGUCAAAUUAUACCUCAUUGUUAAAAGGAGGCAUGGCCGCACAUGAAGAAAUGGAAAUUCUGCUUCAAGAAAAUUGAACCAGUGAUAUCUGUACUCCAACAUAAGUUACUGGAUCGGGAGCGAGGAGGGUGGAUGGGGAGAAAGAGAAGGGUUCUCCCCACAGAUCAACUGCAUACCUUUUCCAAAUAUGAAAAGCUGUAAUUCAGCUUCACAGUAGAGUAGAGAAAAAUUUUGUCUUAAUUGUUCUAGUUCUUGAUGUUUUUUGUGUGUUUUUUUUCUUAUUAACGGUUCAGUGUUUCUUCCUUGGCGCUCUUGGACUAAUAUCACUGUCCAGGUUCUUUUUCAACAAACUAGAUCUGGUUCAGAAGACUUUGAAGUCUGCUCUUUAGACUCCGUUGCUGUCUGAGCAAUCUUGGUGCCUAGAGUUUGCAUUCCUUUUUCUGUUGACCUGCAUACACGUAAAAGCUAUUUCUUUGCGAACUAUAGGCUGUGAACACGCACUUUCUUUCCCUCAAAGAGCUGGGAAUUUAUGACGUUGUGGCAAUGAACUGCAGCAUGCUAGGACAAUGAUUUGGCUACAUUUUGGGGGGUAAUAUUGUCAAGUGUCUCUGUGGAUUCCUACAGAGAUCUCCUUCUGUUUUGUUUUCUUUGGGGUUGUCAGUUUCAUUUAACCCAUGUAACUAACAACACUCUAUUCUUUGCAUUUUGUAUAAUUACAGUACAUGAUUGUGUUUUGUGACAUGAACGCUGUCAAAAUGGACACAGAUGGC